AUGGCUCGCGAGAUUCUCAAGGCGGCAAAGUCCGCAUCGAAUGUCAUCGCUGUUCAUAAGGUAAAGAGCUCUAAUAUACAUUCCAGAUCGGGGUAUUAUCUAAAGUUCCAUUCCCGCCAGAAAUACACACUUCAAUCCACCGGCAUCUGGGAGCGUGUUCGCCGCUUUCUUUCGAUUGAUCCCAAUCGCUCAACAGGUGUUCCAUUGAACGCCCAAUAUCGUCUACCGACCCCCGGAGCUCUCCCUCCUCUUUCCUAUGACGAUCCGGUUACCGUUCCGGCUGGUGAUAUUGCCGACAACCCUUAUUGGAAGCGUGAUAUUCGGAGGAGUUACCCUAAGCUUAGCACUGUGAGCCAAGCAGAUUCUGUCGGUCUUCUCACCGUAGGCAGCCAGGCAGCACCAAAGGAUGAUAUUCUACAGAUUGGUGAAGCAGGAGAAAAGCAACUUAUCUCUAUCAAGCAGCAGGGAGAAGAACGCGGUCUGGCUGGCCUUUUUGAGAAGGAUAAGAAGGGCAUUCAGGGUGUCUUAAAGGCCAAUGGUUUGCCGCCGAAGCCUUGCAAUAUGAACCCGUCAGGUUCCAAGUAUCAGCUUGAUCAUGACCAUGGCUACCCCAAUGCAUAUCCCUGCCGCACAUUUGUUUGA
Molecule: messenger RNA, 642 nt
Organism: Aspergillus oryzae RIB40
Lineage: Eukaryota; Fungi; Ascomycota; Eurotiomycetes; Eurotiales; Aspergillaceae
Product: putative NADH-ubiquinone oxidoreductase 21 kDa subunit
Exons: 2
Coding region: 1-642 (213 amino acids)
Source: RefSeq, a predicted model, not a curated record